CAGAACAAGGAGAAGCUGGAGAAGCUGCGAGUGGCAGGAGAGCAAUUUUGCACCCGGUUGGGGCGAUACCGCAUGCCAUUUGCCUGGACUGCCAUCCACCUCAUGAACAUAAUUAGCACUACUGGGAUCCUUGAGAGGGAUGCUUCAGACUCUGAAAACGAGCGCAAAGGUACCUGGAAUGAGCGCAAGAGGAAAGCCUAUGGACGGCUGAGUGUUGGGGAGGAGAUGUGCAGCUUUAGCAACUUCCGUCCAGCCACCCUCACAAUCACCAAUUUUUUCAAACAG
Thamnophis sirtalis is the source of this 285-nucleotide messenger RNA. The record is from RefSeq and is a predicted model, not a curated record. NCBI's taxonomy places the organism in Eukaryota, Metazoa, Chordata, Lepidosauria, Squamata, Natricidae.